AUGAAGUGGUGGGCAGUUCCCCUCCUCGGGGCAUCCGUUGCCUACGCCUAUCCCCAACUGCCUCAGCUUGGACGACGGAAUGGAACCUAUUCUUCCACGACCCCGUCUACAGCCCUCUCCGCCUCAGCUCAAUCUACAAGCAAACAGACCACAUUCGGGAAUAGCACGGGACUUUCGUCCUCUGUUUCGACAUCAGCCUCCAGCGCAGUCACACCAUCCCCUGUUGUUUCUGGUACUGGAGAUGUUGAUGUUGUUAUUGUUACAGCAACUGUGUCCUCGACAGUAUAUGAGUUCCCUACGUCCAAACUUGGUCCAAUUGCAACCCUCGCACCCGUCAUUCCAACGGACCAUGACAUGGGCCAUAUUGGCCAUCUUACCCCCCAUCCUCCUAACGCUGGAGCUGUGAUUCAUUAUGCACAAGAGAGCAACCCAGUGACAAAAGUUAAUCUUAGAACAGGCUCCUCUGCUGGCAUCUAUGCUGUUGUUACCCCGAGAUGGAAGGUCCCUUCCGUUGUCCUAGAUCAUUCCGCUAUGAUCACCAGUGUCGAAGUAUCUUCAAUGGGCAAUUUGAUCAUCAUUUUCCAGGACCUCAACUCAUUUGACCAUAUCGCAUCGAGCUGGGAUGCUAGCCAGGACAUAAUCUUCAUCACCUUCACCCUUGGCUGUGGUGACUAUGACAAGAACCAGCGCUGUUACUACCAGGCCGGGCAGCUCAUCUUCGAUAUCAAUACCCUUACCGUGGUGGCAAUUGGUCAGGCUCGUCCUAUCGGGGACGCCGCCCACGAUAUCAACGUUUCCUGGGGUACCUAUGGAGAUCACGAGGUCGUAUAUGGAUCAGGCCCAGGUGAAAGCAGUCCUACCGAUAACCCGCCAUCCCCAACUCCCGCGGCUACGGAACCCCCCCCUGCACCUACUACGACAGGCAAAUGUGCAGUACCUGCAGAUACCAAAUAUGGUCUUCCUACUGCUUGCUUGGGGCCCUACUUCGAUCAGGACCUAGAUGAUGGCCUUGGCUAUUUCAACGCUAGCGAUUUCUCGUUCGCUGACGACCUGGGUGAUGUGGAUCUGGAAGAAGAUUGGGAUACACCUGGCAUGCCCCUUCGGAGACGAGGAAUAUUAUUUGACAAGCUGAAGUCUACAGCGGGCAAGGCUUUCGAUAGUGCUAAGAAUGGGGUUGCCAAAAUUCAGUCGUCGGUAACGACCACAGUCAAGAACGCGAAGAAGGAUGUUAUCAAAGCUGGAGAAAGCAUUGUGAAGGUCACAGUGAAGAUCGUUGAGGUUGGCAAAGUCGCCGCUACUGUAAUCAAAAAUGCUAUCACCGGCACCCCAAACAUCUUCGAAAAAGACUUCGACAAACUCCUCCUACCUCGGCCGGCUAAGGAGUGUAAGGAAACCAAACGUGACUGCAAGCCGAUCGAUCCAGACUUGAAGGCCGUGAAGUCCCCUUGGGGGGAUGAUGCUAUUCUCCUCAAGUCCUUCGGAACCCCGCCCAAGUCAACCGAUUUACUCCCUGUUGGCGGCAAGAAGCAGACUACUAAACUUCGUGGCAAGUUUGUCAACAUCUACUGCGUCAAGUGCGGUCUGUCAGGAAACCUCAAGACCUCUGGCAAUAUUACUAUUGAGAACAUCAAAGGUAUUACUAAUGGUUAUGUGAACGCCGAUGUGGAUCUGACUAUUGGACUCGGGCUGGGCAUCUUUGCUCAGGAUAUUUUGACUAAGACCUUCCGAAACAACCUCUAUGACAUCCCGCUCUCGCCUUUUACCCUUGGCUUCGUGACAGUGGGACCUAUCCUCUCCAUCGGAACUGAGCUUCAACUCACAGCAAACGUUACAGGAAGUAUGCUUGCAAGGGCCGACGUUAGCCUUACCCGUGCAAAAUUUACAUACGACUGGAACAAGGGAGGCAAGAUGCUCGAGAAGAGCUUCAAGCCUCAAUUCAAGCCAAAGUUCGAAGCUGAAGGCGAGCUCACACUCUCCGCUCAAUUUGGUAUCCCGGUUGGUCUUGAGUUCGCUCUCACUACUUUCAACGGCUGCACACGAUGCAAAGGGUCAGUUGGUUUCGAGACCAUGCCGUCGGUCAAAGCCGCCGCCGCCAUUGGUGUCGAGGCAAGCGCCGGCGACAACAAAACCGCUUCGAUUGGUUUGAAGGCCAUCAACAAUUGUACCGGUAUAUCAACAUCGAUCAGCGUGAGGAAUGAUGUGAAGGCGGUGUUCAAAGGGUUCGGUCUUAUCCAGAAGAACUGGACCCUUCACGAAACCAAGGACUAUAUUCUUGCAUCGUACUGUAUUGGCAACAAAACCGACGGAACUGGCAACGCCAAGCUUGGCCUUCAUGAAAGGUCUCUUCCAGAAAUCUCGUACGACUAUACGAAGUACGACCGUCGCCAGAUCUCGAACACAUCAACAACGACCAGCUCAAACACCACGAACAGCACCUCCGUCGGGCUAGUCGACCUCACCGCGUAUGCCGUCAAUGAACUAGAUGACUACGGCUAUACCGGUUCCAACAUCCUCGCCAUUCCUUACGACCUUGACGAUGAGUCCUUCGAAGGCUACUGGUUCAGUACUCUUUCCGUCCAAGAUACCGACAACGAGUAUAUUCUUGCUUCCUGCAGCGACGGUAACGUAUACGUGCAAAAGAACUCCACGCUGAAUGAGCUCCCAUGGUACAUCACUUGCACAGCUCUCUGGGCCGGUUAUGAGGACGUAGUGCUCUCUACACCCACUGGAGGAGUCCUGCACUAUUACAACAACACCAUGUCCAAGGUGGGUGUCAGCCGUCUCCGCACCGCGGACGACAGUGCGCUCCCAGGAGAAUCCGUUUACGUCGCACUCGCUCCAUUCUACUACGAGGAUGACGAUGAUAGCGAUGAUGGACCAAGUCUCCUCGCCGCGGUAACUAAUGACGACAUCUUUUUCCCAGUGGUUUGCACAUACAAGGACUCGCAGUCCGCAAAGAUCUACCUUAUAACUUCCGACAUCGACGCAGGUAUCGAGAUGCUCAAGUCACCCGACAUAGAGUAUAGUAUUACGAACGGCGAGGUCGACGACUGCUACCUGCUCUCCCUCGGGAUCACGGAUCGCACCGAUGGGGACUGGGCUGAUUGGGAUGACGAUGCAGAGGAGAUGUAUAAUACGGAUGAGCUUGAUCUAGAGUUUGACGAUGACGUGUUCGACGAGGAGGGUAACCUGAUCUAUAAUCCGGAUGAUUACUUUGAGUUUGAAGGAGAAGAGCUUGAUUAUAGUACGUUGUCGUGGUUAGAGGAUGAUAUUGACUACUAG
Molecule: messenger RNA, 3282 nt
Organism: Venustampulla echinocandica
Lineage: Eukaryota; Fungi; Ascomycota; Leotiomycetes; Helotiales; Pleuroascaceae
Exons: 4
Coding region: 1-3282 (1093 amino acids)
Source: RefSeq, a predicted model, not a curated record